AUCGGCAGUUGUUUCGCUGUUUCCUGUUUGCAGGAGGAGCUGGUGGAGCUGGUUCUGAGUCAGCAGCCGUCCCCGUCGAGCAGCUCCGGCCCCGAGACCCCGAGCACCCACCCGCCCUCUGUGACCUCUCGUUCGCCAGCACCUCGCAUCUCCACCUCCACUCCCGAGCCCCCCACACCUACACCAACUCCAACUCCUGACCCCCCCACUGUACACCCCGAGGCCCCGGCCCCACCCACAGAGACAGCCCCUGCUGAGCCUGACAUUCAGGAUGAAGACCAGACCUGGGACCCCGAAGAGGCCCCGGUUACCGGCCGCAGGGCGUCUCUGGCGGACCUGACCUGCCUGGAUGACAUCGAGGCGCUCAGCGUCCGGCAGCUGAAGGAAAUCCUGGCCAGGAACUUUGUGGACUACAAAGGCUGCUGUGAGAAGUGGGAGCUGAUGGAGAGAGUGAGGCGCCUGUACCAGGACCAGCAGAACCUGCUGGCGGCCAACGCUGUGAACGCUUCAGACUCGGGUGGUGUCGGCACCGGAGGUCUGGAGGAGAACCUCUGUAAGAUCUGUAUGGACUGCCCCAUCGACUGCGUGCUGCUGGAGUGCGGUCACAUGGUCACCUGCACCAAGUGUGGAAAGAGAAUGAGCGAGUGCCCCAUGUGUCGCCAGUACGUCGUCAGAGCCGUCCACGUCUUCCGGUCCUGAUCCCGGCUAAACCCAGGACCGACUGCCUCCAAAGCAAUAAACUGUAAUCAGGUCUUUCUGAAGGGAACUUGACAGAAUGGGCUUUUAUUUUGAUAACUUUAUUUUUCUAAUGGGAAAUCGAAUGUGCGGUAUGCCUGUCUGAAGACGGCGAGACCUUACCCCACCUUCAGAGCUGCUGUUUAGAUGCACACACUGAAUGUACAAACUCUCACUGCGGAGAGUUCACCGCACAUUUGUGAACUCAUCGAUUAAGAAACCGCCGUGCCUUCAUCGCCUUGUCGCCGUCUCGGUCUGACCUGCGGCCGUCAGCCUGCGCACAGCCAGGCAGGAAUCUACCAAUGCAGCAGGUGAUGACAACCAGGAAGUCCUCACAGUGCCUUCAAGUCCACGCUCGGCCUGCACUCUUAUCACAGUCAUGUUUACACUGCAAUGAGGAAGUGAAGCGGACAGCAGCCGGCCCUCAGCCUUCAGUGUAAUAACAGCAGCUUCAAUGUGUUCUAUACAGAAAAUUAAUGAUGCAUUCUUCACAUGAAACAUCUGUUCAGACAGAUUUCUAUUUUACAAAUAGUUUGCAUAAUUAACUUUUUUUUAAAGGAAAUACUCAGGGAACCAUCUUUAAAUAUCUAUUUUUGUCUGAACGGCAGCCUAAACCUGGACAGAUGUUUUUGUUACAGAAGGAACAUCUGCAGUCACGUCUCAUAUUCACUCUAAAUUUACCCUCAGUCACUGUGUCACUAACAGGAAACCACAGGAACGUGAAAACCAGUAUACUUCUAAUUACCAUUAACAGUAAAGUCCAAUCGUACACCUUCACAUACGUGACAUCAUAGCAGGAGCCAGCAGGGGGCAGCACACACAUUACCUGAACUAAACAAACUCCGAGGAUGGGACCAAAUGCACAACGUGGAGCCGGCCCGGCGCGUCCCCUGACGUCCGUGCACACACUCACGUUUCUGAAUAUUUUUAGGGCAACAAAGAAGUUCACGAUGAAGGAUUCAGACUUGGGUGGAGAAAUUUCAGGACAGCAUUCAGAGUCGCUGCUCAUCACAAGGAACAAAGUCCGGAAACCGCGAUUCCCAGCUAACAUGUUGGCAUGUAAGCACUUGCAGACUCAGUCAGAGGACAGGUUUCUUCCUGAAACACGAUUCCUGGCCUGGACCUCCAGCUCUUCAUCCUCUCUGCCUGGAAAUGACACAAACUGGAGGUUUGGGUGAAGCCGGAGCUUUAAAUGUUUUAGCAGGUUUACUGGAAACAGCAGAGGCCCUGAAACGCUUCCAUGAGGGACUCCUUAUUAGAGACAGAGGAAGACUGUUUGUGUGUUAUUGAGCUUUUAGACUUUUUGGAUUUAAGUUGACUUUGUUUGCACUAAACUGUUGAUUUUAAACUGUUUUUCAGGGGGUUUGCAGGACGGUUUGUCCUUUUCCCAAGGUUUUUAUUCUAGUGAAAUCACUGUGUUUGAUCUUUGUUGUGAACAUUUUGGAUUCAGAUGGUGUUACUUGCUGGCCUUUAACCUGUAGCUUCUUCCUCUGUGGUGUGGUGGGAUCAUGCGAGCUCAGCUGUGGAGCUCACACUGCACUGUGGUUUCUGCCACGUUAGAAAGUCUCGUCUUCAUCGCAGCUCUGAGAGCUUCUAGCUGAAACUUACACAGGACCUUGUGUCUGAGCACGUGAGGCAGUGAAAGCAGCACAGCUGGGAUGUAAACCUCUAAUCCAGCUGUUUCCUCAUUAGUCCACUGGCCUCGAGCUUUUUAAAAGGACACACUGUGAUCAGCCGCCUCACGUUGACCCGUCUUCACCUGUGUUGGAACCUUUAUUUACUCCGAAUGUUUCUGCAGCUGCCAGUGAGACACAUUUUUACAGAGCGACAGGAAGCUUUAUUUUUCUGAGUGAGCUUUGCUUCGUGUUCUAAUAAAACUUGAUUUUCUUUGA
Molecule: messenger RNA, 2627 nt
Organism: Neolamprologus brichardi
Lineage: Eukaryota; Metazoa; Chordata; Actinopteri; Cichliformes; Cichlidae
Source: RefSeq, a predicted model, not a curated record